GUUGAAGAGCAGUCAGACUGUAAGAUCCUAGAUGGACACUUUGUUUCUCCUAUGGCCCACUAUGUGCCUGGCAUCAUGCCAGUUGAAUCUGUUAUUGCAAGGUUCCAAUUUAUUGUGCCUAAAGAAUGGAGCAGCAAAUACAGACCUGUAUGCAUUCAUCUGGCUGGAACAGGAGACCAUCAUUACUGGAGGCGGCGAACACUCAUGGCUCGUCCUAUGAUUAAGGAGGCCCGAAUGGCUUCAUUGUUACUAGAAAACCCUUAUUAUGGCUGCAGGAAACCCAAAGACCAAGUAAGGUCCAGCUUGAAAAACGUGUCUGACCUUUUUGUGAUGGGAGGAGCUCUCAUUUUAGAGUCUGCAGCCCUUUUGCACUGGCUGGAGAGGGAAGGUUAUGGCCCUUUAGGAAUGACUGGAAUAUCCAUGGGAGGACAUAUGGCUUCCUUAGCAGUAUCCAACUGGCCCAAGCCUAUGCCAUUGAUUCCAUGUUUGUCUUGGUCCACAGCAUCUGGGGUCUUCACUACGGGUGUAUUGAGUAAAUCAAUUAAUUGGCGGGAGCUGGAAAAGCAAUAUUAUACACAGACAGUUUAUGAAGAAGAAAUCAUUCAUAUGCUUGAAUAUUGUGGAACAGAUUCUUUCAAAAUGGGACAUGAGUUCAUGAAAUGCUUUCCUAGCAGUGCAGACAAGCUGACUAAUCUGAAUCUGGUUUCCAGAAGUUUAAAUUUAGAUAUGUCAGACCAAGUUGUGUCCCAAAAGCCUGCUGAGUGCUGUAAUUCUGGUAAAACAUCUAUCAGUGCUACAUCAAAAGGACACUUGUUUCAAGAUAACUCUAAGAUAGAGUGCUUGAAUCAAACACUUGCAGCCCACAAAAGUUGUUAUUCAAAUUACAACCCUCAGUCAUAUCACCUGCUCAGCAGAGAACAGAGAAGAAACAACCUUCAAAAAGAAUCUUUAAUAUUCAUGAAAGGCGUCAUGGAUGAAUGCACUCAUGUAGCAAACUUCUCAGUUCCAGUUGACCCAAGCCUCAUUAUAGUGGUACAAGCCAAAGAAGAUGCCUAUAUUCCACGCACAGGUGUUCGAAGUCUACAAGAAAUCUGGCCUGGUUGUGAAAUCCGAUACCUAGAAGGGGGUCAUAUUAGUGCUUAUCUUUUUAAACAAGGACUAUUCAGGCAAGCCAUCUAUGAUGCAUUUGAACGCUUCCUUAAUAAAUAUGCUAAUUAAUUGGAUCACCAUGUUGCAUAAUCAGUGUAGGCAACCUGUUUCCUACAAAAGGAGUUCACCCUGUGAUGAUGUGAAAAACAAACACAGUACUACCUAUCUGAUUGCUGCCGUAUUCAUCUGUAAUACAGUGAUAUGGGUCAGUCAGUAAACAACUUAAAAUACAUUUCAGUAAUGUAAAGGAAGUACUUGAAUUAUAUAAUCUUGAAGUAUUUGUUAUUAUUUGAAAAUCUCAUAUACCUAAUAUGUUGUCUGUUGUUGCUAUUUAUGAAAAUUUCAAGUUUUUAAUUAUAACUUACUGAUUCAGAAAAAUUUAUUUAUAGAAACCUAUUGGUUUUUAAUAGAAUUGUUGAGACAAACUAAGAUUGUAACAUUACAUAUACUGUAUACCCUUAUAUGCCAUUUUUGCUAUUAACUUGAUUUAAAAAUCUUGUAUCUUUCUCCUUUUUUUGGCUGUGUGUUAGAUUUAUAAUCUAGUUUUCAACUUCAGGUAAUUUUCUUUAAUAGAAAUACCUAAGACGUUUCAGUGUUAGCUUUGAAUUAAAAAGAAAUCCUGACUGCUGAGAUAGCUGUACUUGCUAGUACACACCUGUAAUCCCAGCACUUGAGAGGUGGAGGCAGGAGGGUCAAAAAUUCAAGGUCAUUCUCCCCUAUGUGCCAAAUUUGAGGCCAGUCUGGGCCACAUGAGACCAUCUUUUUAAAAAAAAAUCCCUGACUGCUUUGUAGACAUACGCUUUGAUAAUUAAAAUGAAUGCUGAAAUACAUAAAUAAGAUUAAUUAGACUAAAAUAGGUUUUAAAUUUUUACUGAAGAUUAGGUCAGAGAAAAAGUCAGGGCUGGGGUGUAGCUCAGUAGAGUAUUUAACUGGCAUGUGUAGGUUCAAGGGCCAGUCUUCAGCACUGCCAAAAAGAAAACAAAAGGUGGUAGGGGGAGCCAAACAUAUUUUCUCUAUUUAAGAGAGUUUCAAGUUUUGAAAACUGGAAAUACUGGAAAACCUUUCCAUUAAUUGGUAGAUCCUGUGUACAGCAUUUCUUGUAUACCUGCUCUUCAGUUACUGAAGAGUUAACAGCUUUGACUUUUUAAUAUCAGAAUUUAAUAGCCACAUAUGAUAUUAAUUCCUAUUGUAUAAACUACUGUACAGAAAGACUUUAGGUUUUAUACACUACUAACAUUUUAAGUGGGGAUAAUAUGGCUAGACUUGGUGCUGAUGUUAAACUUAUCUGAAGCUAAAAUGUUUAAAAGGUAAAACAUGUUUUUAGUAUUGAAUGAAAGUAUGGAGUAAAUGUGUUUGUUUGAAAUUUGUACUGUCCUUUCAUUUAAACCAUGUCUUGCUGGUCUAGUAAGAACAUGUGAAUUGUAAUAUGCCUUCGCAGCUUUUUAAAGAUGUGUCACUCUAAGCCUCCAUCAUUGACAUUUGUAACAGCUGUUUAAAAAUGAUUAUUGUAGCUGGGCAUGGUGGCGCACGCCUUUAAUCCAAGCAUUUGGGAGGCAGAGGCAGGCGGAUCUCUAUGAGUUCAAGGCCAGCCUGGUCUACACAGUGAGUUUAA
Molecule: messenger RNA, 2761 nt
Organism: Nannospalax galili (Upper Galilee mountains blind mole rat)
Lineage: Eukaryota; Metazoa; Chordata; Mammalia; Rodentia; Spalacidae
Gene: Abhd18
Product: abhydrolase domain containing 18
Source: RefSeq, a predicted model, not a curated record